CUCCUUCUUGCCCUCAAGUUGCCGCCAUUUUGUCCUGAAAUUUGUAGUAAGGUACAAGCUUUGUUAACAAUUGGCGUAAUUUAAACAUUCAAUGAUAUUUAAAUUAAAUUAACCUUGAAAAAUAAGAGUUUCCUACAGAGUUGUUGGUUAUCGACCCGUAGGGCUAUAGAAAUGGACGGACCUAGACCUCCAUUCCGUGGAGGUUUCCGCGGUGGACGCGGAGGUCCACCGGGUCCGAAUCCGAGAGGAAGGGGUGGUUUCGAUAUGCGUGGACGUGGUGGCCCUGGAAUGCGAGGGCGUGGAGGACCCCCAACGCGUGGGAUGUCUCGUGGAUUCCGUGGCGGACCCAUGCGUGGUGGUGGUGGUGGUGGCGAAAGAGGCGGACGUUUCCCGCCUGGGCCACAAGGACCAGGUCCCCAUCCAGUGCCUACAAUUGAAUCUAGAGGAAUUCCUGCACAAAGAGGUGGUUUCAACAGGGGUGGGCCAGGUGGCAUGAGGGGCAGAGGAGGCAGAGGCAGAGGCGACUUUGGUCCACGAAAUGAUAGAGGUGGCCGUGGAGGAAUGGGAAUGAGAGGUCGUGGAGGCCGCGGUGGAAUUGGUGGACCACCAGGUGGUCCUCCCACAGGGCCCCCUGGACCUCACCCAGGUGUUGGGCCAGUGGGGCCUCCUGCAGGGCCUGGCGGGCCGCCAAACAUGGCACCAAGGCCAGCACCUGUACCACACCAACCAUCUGGAGCACCACCCGGCCAACAAGGACCUCCAUUCAAGAGAGGAGGUGGACCACCCCAUGGUGGACCUGGAGGUCCACCUAAACGUGGAAGGUUUGAUGGACCACGAGGAGGGGGUGGUGGCAGACCUCCACCAUCAGGAUAUCAAGCGCCUCCACCUCACAAUGCCCCUCCAGCUAAUGGAUAUGGACCUCCAUCACACACAGGCUACCAACCUUACGAGCCACCAGCAGCAGAUCCUUAUGGACAGCCAUCUUACAACACUGGAAGUUCAUAUCAAAGUAACAACUAUUCUGCACCUGCACCAGCCCAGUCUAACACGGGAUACAAUUCCGGUUAUGGAUCGGGAUCUGGAUAUGGGUAUUCCACAGGUGGUCAAGGAGGCUACGAAAAUGAGUAUGGGGGUGGUGCGGGAGGCGCGGGCGACGCGGGCUAUGGCGCGGCCGAGCCGUCGUAUGGCGGCGGCGGCCCCCCGCCCGCGUACGAGUCGUACCCGCAACCCGCGUACAACUCAUACCAGCAACAACAACCACAAUAUAACAACAGCUAUGGCAGUUGGUGAUCUGUUUGAAUAUAACAGAAAGUAACGUCUAUGAGCGUGUUUACGCUACAACUUAUAAAGUAGCUGCUACAAAUAAUUGACGCAUGUGGAACACAAAUACUACACUUUUUCAUAUAAGAUUGUGUUAGGUAAGAUUUUAUUCAAAGAGUGAAUGAAGACAUGAAAUUAUUAGCAGAUUUUAUUGCAAUGACCAUGACGCAUGUAUACUGACCGUAAUAUGACACUUGAUUGUCGGUGAAGAGAAUAAUGUUUUUAAUUUAUAAAUAUUAACACAUUGUUUCAAGAUUUACAAAAGUACAUUACUUUUAAGUUUGGACAGAAGAUUAAUAUGGGAUGUGGUAUAAUUAUAAUAAUGAAAUAUCGAAUUUCGAUGAAAAUUUCCAUUUUAAUAAAUAUUAAAGUAUGUGUGCGCCACUGAGUAAUUUAGGACAGUCCCUAUUCUGUAUUACAUUUACUAGUGAAAAUAAAGUUAUAAAAAACGAGUAGGUUAUCGUGAAAAUAUCUCAAAUUUGUUUAACAACUGUCGUGACUAGUAAUGUUUAAUAAUAAUUUUGUACUUAUGGUACUAUUUGGACACCCGGUGACCUUAUAAUGGAUUAAUUUGGUAGAUAUCCAUUGUAUUUAUUGACGGUAUUAUAGAGUGAGUGUAGGUACCAUCUUUUAGAUUAUAAGCACCAAUUUGUAAUAAAAUCGUGAAACAUG
Pectinophora gossypiella (pink bollworm) is the source of this 1992-nucleotide messenger RNA. Its product is annotated as collagen alpha-1(III) chain-like. The transcript is spliced from 9 exons. The record is from RefSeq and is a predicted model, not a curated record. The coding region runs from base 172 to 1290 and encodes 372 amino acids. NCBI's taxonomy places the organism in Eukaryota, Metazoa, Arthropoda, Insecta, Lepidoptera, Gelechiidae.